AUGCUGGGCUCGGUGAAGAUGGAGGCCCACGACCUGGCGGAGUGGAGCUACUACCCGGAGGCGGGCGAGGUUUACUCUCCGGUGACCCCGGUGCCCACCAUGGCCCCCCUCAACUCCUACAUGACCCUGAACCCUCUGAGCUCUCCCUAUUCCCCCGGGGGGCUCCCCGCCUCCCCCCUGCCCUCAGGACCCCUGGCGCCCCCGGCCCCCGCCGCGCCCCUGGGCCCCACCUUCCCCGGCCUAGGCGCCAGCGGCAGCGGUGGCAGCAGCGGCAGCUCCGGGUACGGGGGCCCGGGCACCGGGCUGGCGCACGGAAAAGAGGUGCCCAAAGGGUACCGGCGGUCCCUGGCCCACGCCAAGCCGCCCUACUCCUACAUCUCGCUCAUCACCAUGGCCAUCCAGCAAGCGCCCGGCAAGAUGCUGACGCUGAGCGAGAUCUACCAGUGGAUCAUGGACCUCUUCCCCUACUACCGGGAGAACCAGCAGCGCUGGCAGAACUCCAUCCGCCACUCACUCUCCUUCAACGACUGCUUCGUCAAGGUGGCCCGCUCCCCGGACAAGCCGGGCAAGGGCUCCUACUGGGCCCUGCACCCCAGCUCGGGCAACAUGUUCGAGAACGGCUGCUACCUGCGCCGCCAGAAGCGCUUCAAGUUGGAGGAGAAGGCCAAGAAAGGGGGCGGCGGGGCCUCGGCCGCCGCCAGGAACAGUGCGGGGUCCGCCACGUCGUCCACGGCCGCCCCCACGGCGGCGGCCACGGUGGCCUCUCCGCCCCAGCCCCAGCCCCAGCCGCCGCCGCCGGAGCCCGAGGCCCAGGGCCGGGGGGAGGAUGUGGGGGCUCUGGACUGCGGCUCGCCCCCUCCCUCCACCCCCUACUUCACGGGCCUGGAGCUGCCCUACAACUUCAACCACCCCUUCUCCAUCAACAACCUCAUGUCGGAGCAGACGCCCGCACCGCCCAAGCUGGACGUGGGGUUCGGGGGCUACGGGGCGGAGGCCGGGGAGCCUGGCGUCUACUAUCAGGGCCUCUAUUCCCGCUCUCUGCUCAACGCCUCCUAG
This is a messenger RNA of Pipistrellus nathusii (Nathusius's pipistrelle), 1056 nucleotides long. NCBI's taxonomy places the organism in Eukaryota, Metazoa, Chordata, Mammalia, Chiroptera, Vespertilionidae. The record is from the annotation of a GenBank genome assembly.